CUCCACGUAUAUAUAUAUAUAUAUAUGUACUCCUUCCCCUGAUAUGCCCUGCACUCCAGUCCAUAACCAUCUAUAAGCGUAAGGCUUAAGCUGUUAGGCAGUGUCGAUUUACUGUCUUGUAUCAUUUAUGUUCAAUUCAAUGUUCCCCCGUGGUACAGCAUUUGGUCUCUCUAUAUAAAUAGCGUGAUCCAUGAUUUCUUAUGCUUCCGAAUCUGCAUAUAUAUCGUCGUUUCAAUUUCCGACAGUGCACCUCUGUUCAAUCGUCUCUCUGUGUUUUAUACACCAACACUUCUUAGAGUACAACUUUCCCCCUUGCAUUGUACGACAGCAACACCCCGCUUUUUCCCCUUUUUAAGCCCAUCCAAAGAAGUCAAAAACAGAUUCCUCCCACAAACACAAACAAUGGGGCCGUCCAGAUCCUCUGCGUCCGUAGCCGCCCUCUGGUUUCUCGUCCCCCUCGCGUUUUCAUCGGCGCUGGACACCUCCGCCGCCGACGGCGGGUCGAGCUGGAGGACCGACGAGGACGUGACGAGUCUGUUCGAGUGUUGGCUGGUCAAACACCACAGGAACUUCAACGCGCUCGGUGAGAAGCAGAUGCGGUUCCAGAUCUUUAAGGACAAUCUAAGGUUCAUCGACGAGCACAACGCCCAGAACCGGACCUACAAUCUGGGUCUGAACCGGUUCGCUGACCUCACCAACGAGGAGUAUCGCUCAACGUACCUGGGUGCCUCUCGCCGGAGACUUUCCGCCGCCAAGAAAAGCCACCGCUAUUCACCGGUCGCCGGUGAGGCAUCGCCGGAGUCCUGGGACUGGAGAGAGAAAGGUGCUGUCACUCCAGUCAAAGACCAGGGUCUCUGCGGGAGUUCUUGGGCAUUUUCGGCAAUUGCUGCCUUGGAAGGGAUCAAUCAGAUAGUGACUGGCGAUUUGCUCUCCCUAUCCGAACAGCAACUGGUGGACUGUGAUGCAUUCUAUAAUCAAGGAUGCGAUGGUGGCGCCGUGGACCGUGCCUACGAUUUCAUCACCAACGACGGCGGCAUUGGCGCCGACAAUGAUUACCCCUACACGGGUGCUCACGGCCAAUGCAACAAGAAGAAAAAGAAUGCCAGAGUGGUGACAAUUGAGGGUUAUGAAAUCAUUCAAGAAAACGAUGAGAAGGCAUUGCAGAGAGCGGUGGCACAUCAGCCAGUGAGUGUUUCUAUUGAUGCUUCUAGCAGGGCCUUCCAAUUCUAUGAAUCUGGCGUAUUCACUGGCGAAUGCGGGAUAAAAGGAGAGCACAGUGUUGCUGUUGUUGGAUAUGGCACAGAAAAUGGUGCAGAUUACUGGCUUCUGAAGAAUUCAUGGGGAGCAAACUGGGGAGAGGGUGGCUAUAUCAGGAUUGAGAGGAACGUGGGCGGCGCUGGCAAAUGUGGGAUUGCAACAGAGCCCUCUUACCCUCUCAAGAGUCCCAACCCCACCCGGGCAGCUCCAUCUCUGGCAACAUUUCCUCCAAAUCCACCAGGUUUUUGUAGUGGUUAUUAUACUUGUCCCAUGAACAGCACCUGCUGCUGUAUCCUUGAAUCAGGCACUGAAUGCAUAACUUGGGCAUGCUGCGGAUAUGAGCGAGCCACUUGCUGUGAAGACCAUAGUACUUGCUGCCCUCCUGAGUAUCCGAUAUGUGACGUAGCGACAGCUUCCUGCUUAAUGAGCAAGGACAACCAAUUCCGACUUGUUAAGGCAAGAAGGCAUUUUGAGGCUAUGCCUUUGCGAGCCUUUGCGUGAACGACGGAAGGAGCUUAGGAAAGCGUUGGAGCUGUUAGCCGUGGAUGCGGGAGACUGCCCGAGUUUGGAAGGAUUGAAGAAUGCCUGGGUAUUCAUUUCAAACGCAUGGGUGCUUAUUAGGUGUUCAUCUACUGCUGCUUUGCAUUUUGUAUUGCAUCUAGACAGCAAAUUUAAUGAUGUUGGUUUUUAGUU
Messenger RNA from Diospyros lotus (date-plum), 1950 nucleotides. RefSeq names its product cysteine proteinase mucunain-like. The transcript has 6 exons. The record is from RefSeq and is a predicted model, not a curated record. Gene Ontology annotation, cellular component: lysosome. Gene Ontology annotation, molecular function: cysteine-type endopeptidase activity. NCBI's taxonomy places the organism in Eukaryota, Viridiplantae, Streptophyta, Magnoliopsida, Ericales, Ebenaceae. The coding region runs from base 403 to 1758 and encodes 451 amino acids.